Penaeus vannamei (Pacific white shrimp) is the source of this 1144-nucleotide messenger RNA. The record is from RefSeq and is a predicted model, not a curated record. NCBI's taxonomy places the organism in Eukaryota, Metazoa, Arthropoda, Malacostraca, Decapoda, Penaeidae.
AUGAAAUAUAAGGGACUCUUUAAAAAUGAAGUUUCGCAGGUGUGUAGAUGCCUUAGCUGUGUCACAGUUGAUUUCAGAGACAUAGAUAUACAGGAUGCACUACGAACGCAAAUACACAUUGAGUCAUUAAGACCAAAAAUUUUGGUCGCGUGUCUGUCGCUGCUGGUCGUCGCAGGAGUGAGUCACGGCCUCCCAGCCGUCGUCACGGCCCCUCCUCAAGUGGCCGCCAGUGCCCCUACACGCCGCGGGCCGAUCCCUCUGCUGCUGCCCAACCCCGUCGACUGCGGCUCCUUCUACAUGUGCAGCUGGUACGGGACGGCCCUGUUGCAGCACUGUCCUGCUGUGCUGCACUUCAACGCCAAACUGCAGGUGUGUGACUCUCCUGAACAUGCCAACUGUGUACAGAGAACACAGCUGCCCUAUGUGACCACAGCUGUUCCCGUUUCCAAUGUGACCACAGCUGUUCCCGUCUCCAAUGUGACCACAGCUGUUCCUGUCGCCAACGUUACAACAACUGCCCCACUCUCCAAUAUAACUUCAGCUGUCCCAGUCAACAGAGCAGCCACAGCAGGAGUGAGUCACGGCCUCCCAGCCGUCGUCACGGCCCCUCCUCAAGUGGCCGCCCAGUGCCCCUACACGCCGGGGCCGAUCCCUCUGCUGCUGCCCAACCCCGUCGACUGCGGCUCCUUCUACAUGUGCAGCUGGUACGGGACGGCCCUGUUGCAGCACUGUCCUCCCGUGCUGCAUUUCAACGCCAAAUUGCAAGUGUGUGACUCUCCUGAACACGCCAACUGUGUCCAGAGAACCACAGCUGCCCCUUUCUACAGCACCUCAACUGCUGUCCCAGCCUUCAAUGUGACCACAACUGUUCCUAUCUCCAACGUAACUACAGCUGUCCCAGUCUCAAAUAUAACUACAGCUGUUCCAAUCAACAAUGCGACCACAACUGUUACUUCGUCAGCGUGACCACACCUUUUCCAAACUCCACUGUAACCGCAGCUGUACCCAGCUGGUCUAUGUCUCAAUGCAUCCAGUGUCCAGGGUGACCACGCCUGGACCAGACCAGAGUGCGAAUCACAAGCACAAUCAAAAUGCCUCCCAAUGUAUCCUGCAUUUACUUUGCAAUAAACUUUUUGAAAUCGAA